This is a messenger RNA of Phacochoerus africanus (Common warthog), 13895 nucleotides long. It is a transcript of the gene VPS13B, whose product is annotated as vacuolar protein sorting 13 homolog B. The record is from RefSeq and is a predicted model, not a curated record. Bases 364 to 12420 code for a protein of 4018 amino acids. Lineage: Eukaryota; Metazoa; Chordata; Mammalia; Artiodactyla; Suidae. The transcript is spliced from 62 exons.
CUUUGUCCUAACCUCUAGCGGGGUCGGAGUCGAGACGCGGCCUGGCGGAGAGCAAGAGUCUUUUCCUAAAGACCCACUGACUGGCUUCUCGAUCCUGAGAACUCCGUUCCCGCUGCGGAAUCGAGUGGUGGAAGUGGAGGGACAGCUUGUUUCGAACAUUCUGUGGGGCACACCCGGAAGUGGCGCCCUAAGGGAGCUGCGCCGCCGCUGGAGGCGGGUGCCAGGUACCGGGAGGUGGAGGAGACGCGACGGUAAUUGUUGGCGAGAGUGUCAGGGGUGUAAUACGACGGGAGGCCAAAGCCGGCCAGCUUCUGGCUCUGGUUUCAUGGUGCUUCUGACUUUGACGACUCUGUACCUUAAAGGAUGUUAGAGUCAUAUGUGACUCCAAUUUUAAUGAGCUAUGUGAAUCGCUACAUCAAGAACUUAAAGCCGUCAGAUCUACAGCUUUCACUAUGGGGUGGAGACGUGGUUCUCAGCAAGCUCGAGUUAAAAUUGGAUGUGCUGGAGCAGGAGUUGAAAUUACCAUUCACGUUUUUAAGUGGACAUAUUCAUGAACUGAGGAUCCAUGUACCAUGGACAAAACUGGGUUCAGAACCAGUGGUAAUUACCAUCAAUACAAUGGAAUGCAUUUUGAAACUUAAAGAUGGAAUACAGGAUGACCAUGAAAGUUGUGGUUCUAAUUCUACCAACCGUAGUACUACUGAGAACACAAAAUCAUCAGUAAGACCCAGAAGAAUUCAACAGGCUGCUCCCGCAGAUCCUGAUUUGCCACCAGGUUAUGUGCAGAGUCUGAUUAGACGAGUUGUAAAUAAUGUAAAUAUUGUUAUAAAUAACCUUAUCCUAAAGUAUGUUGAAGAUGAUAUUGUCCUUUCAGUCAACAUCACUUCUGCAGAAUGCUAUACAGUAGGUGAAUUAUGGGAUCGUGCAUUCAUGGAUAUCUCUGCAACUGACCUGGUGCUGAGAAAAGUUAUCAAUUUUUCUGACUGUACAGUUUGUCUUGAUAAACGAAAUGCUAGUGGUAAAAUAGAAUUUUACCAGGACCCUUUAUUGUACAAAUGUUCCUUCAGAACUCGUCUGCAUUUUACAUAUGAUAACCUCAAUUCCAAGAUGCCUUCUGUAAUUAAAAUUCACACCUUAGUAGAGAGUUUGAAACUUUCUAUUACUGAUCAGCAGUUGCCUAUGUUUAUCCGUAUAAUGCAACUUGGGAUUGCUCUUUACUAUGGAGAAAUAGGAAAUUUUAAAGAUGGAGAAACAGAAGAGUUGGCCUGUCAUAAUAAAGAUGUGUUAGGAAAUGUUACAGGUGCUGAAGAUGAAAUAAGAUUAGAUAUGCAGUAUCCUUCUCAGUACAAAGGCCAAGAGUUAUAUUCACAGCAAGAGGAUGAACAGCCACAGGGUUGGGUGUCAUGGGCCUGGUCAUUUGUGCCUGCAAUUGUGAGUUAUGAUGAUGGAGAGGAAGACUACCUUGGGAAUGAUCCUACAUCAACCACACAUCAACAGAAAGCACAGACUUUGAAGGAUCCUAUUGUUUCUAUAGGAUUUUAUUGUACAAAGGCAACUGUGACUUUUAAACUCACUGAAAUGCAAGCUGAGAGUAGUUAUUACAGCCCUCAAAAAGUAAAAUCUAAAGAAGUUUUGUGUUGGGAACAAGAAGGAACUACAGUUGAGGCCCUUAUGAUGGGAGAGCCUUUCUUUGAUUGCCAGAUUGGUUUUGUAGGUUGCAGAGCCAUGUGCCUUAAAGGAAUUAUGGGUGUUAAAGAUUUUGAAGAGAAUAUGAAUAGAAGUGAAACUGAAGCCUGUUUCUUCAUUUGCGGUGAAAAUUUGAGUAUAAAAGGUUUGACAUACCUCACAAAUUCAUUGUUUGAUUACCGAAGCCCAGAAAAUAAUGGUACUCGUGCAGAAUUUAUCCUGGACGCAGCUAGUCAUAAGGAGACAUACACUGAGAUAGCUGGAAUGCAAAGGUUUGGGGCUUUUUACAUGGAUUACCUAUAUACAAUGGAGAAUACCAAUGGCAAAGGUUCUGCCAAUCAACAAGACUUUUCUUCAGGGAGAAGUGAAGAUUUGGGAACUGUUCAGGAAAAGUCUACCAAAAGCCUUGUUAUAGGACCUCUUGAUUUUCGCUUGGAUAGCAGUGCAGUACAUAGAAUUUUAAAAAUGAUUGUUUGUUCCUUGGAACAUGAAUAUGAACCAUAUAGUAGACUAAAACCAGAUAUUAAGGAUGAAAGUGAAACAGUGCUAAAUCCUGAAGAAGUGGCAUCUUUGGAGGAAUAUAUUCCUACUCGACAUACAAGUGUUACUCUCCUCAAAUGUACCUUCACAAUUUUCAUGGCUGAAUUCAACUUGCUGGAUCAUUUGCUACCUGUCAUUAUGGGAGAAAAGAACUCAAGUAACUUCAUGAAUACUACAAACUUCCAGUCUCUUCGUCCUUUGCCAUCCAUUCAGAUACUAGUGGAUAAAAUUAAUCUGGAACACUCUGUGCCAAUGUAUGCUGAACAGUUGGUGCAUGUGGUCAGCGGCCUUACUCAGCCUUCUGAUAAUCUGCUUCAUUAUUGUUAUGCACAUUGCUACCUUAAGAUAUUUGGUUUCCAGGCAGGACUGACUUUUUUGGAUUGUAAGGGAUCUUACUGCUUACCUGUACCGAUUAUUCCCUCUUUCAGCACUGCUCUUUAUGGUAAACUUCUGAAACUACCCACAUGCUGGGCUAAAAGAUCUCAGAUUGCCAUAACUGAAGGUAUUUUUGAACUUCCAAAUCUCACAAUUCAAGCUACAAGAGCACAGACACUUUUGCUUCAAGCAAUAUAUCAAAGUUGGUCUCAUAUUGGAAAUGUCAGCUCUUUAGCAGUGAAUGAAGCUUUGAUGAAUGAAGUUUUCCAAAGUAUAGGUGUGAAAUCUAAGAAUCCCUUGCCAACUCUUGAGGGCUCAAUCCAGAAUGUUGAAUUGAAGUACUGCAGCACAUCAUUGGUCAAAUGCGCCUCUGGGACCAUGGGAUCAAUAAAAAUUUGUGCCAAAGCCCCAGGUGACAAUGGAAAAGAGAAGUUGAUUCCAUUGCUUCAGGGUCCUUCUGACACUAAAGACCUUCAUAGCAGUAAGUGGCUCAAUGAGAGUAGAAAGCCAGAAUCUCUCUUAGCUCCAGAUUUGAUAGCCUUCACAGUCCAAGUUCCACAAUAUAUGGACUACUGCCAUAGUUCCGGUGCUGUGCUUCUUUGUAGUAUACAAGGACUAGCAGUAAAUAUUGACCCUAUUUUAUACACAUGGCUCAUUUAUCAACCUCAGAGACGAACCAGUAAACAUAUGCAGCAGCAGCCUGUGAUAGCUGUUCCUCUUGUUGUGCCAAUUAUCAGAAGGAAGGAGGAUGAGGUGUCUGUUGGAAGUGCGCCCUUGGCAAAGCAACAAUCAUAUCAGGCCUCUGAAUAUGCCAGCAGUCCUAUAAAAACAAAAACAGUAACAGAAUCCAGACCAUUGUCAGUUCCUAUGAAAGCCAUGCUGAAUAUAUCUGAAGGCUGUAGAAGCCCUGAAGAAAGAAUGAAAGAAUUUAUUGGAGUAGUAUGGAAUGCAGUAAAGAGUCUCACACUACAGCUUGAAGUACAAUCUUGCUGUGUGUUCAUCCCAAAUGAUAGCUUGCCUUCCCCGAGUACAAUUGUAUCUGGUGACAUUCCUGGAACAGUGAGAAGUUGGUAUCAUGGACAAACCAGCAUGCCUGGGAUGCUUGUCCUCUGUUUGCCUCAAAUCAAGAUUGUUAGUGCUGGCCACAAGUACAUGGAACCUCUGCAGGAGAUUCCAUUUGUCAUCCCACGACCCAUCCUUGAAGAAGGUGAUGCUUUUCCUUGGACCAUCAGCUUGCAUCAUUUCAGCAUAUAUACCCUUUUUGGAAAACAAGUAACACUUUGCCUAGUGGAACCUAUGGGUUGUACCUCUACUCUAGCUGUUACAUCGCAAAAACUGCUCACUGCAGGACCUGAUACGAGGCAUUCAUUUGUUGUCUGUCUGCACGUUGACCUAGAGUCACUUGAAAUAAAAUGCUCGAACCCCCAGGUGCAGCUCUUAUAUGAGCUAACUGAUAUCAUGAAUAAAGUCUGGUGUAAGAUUCAGAGGAGAGGCAAUCUCAGUCCUUCUUCCGCUCAUCCAGAGAGCUUGGCAGGGCCUGUUCCUAGUUCUCCGGUUAGAAGCAGUAUAGGCACAGCUCCUCCGGAUACCAGCACAUGUAGCCCAUCUGCUGAUAUUGGAACUACCACUGAGGGAGAUUCUGUACAAGCACUUGAUGAUUCACCAUUCUCAGAUUCUGUUACCUUGGAACAAACUACAAGUAACAUUGGUGGAUCCAGUGGUCGUAUUAGUUUGUGGAUGCAGUGGGUGCUCCCCAAAAUUACUAUAAAGCUCUUUGCUCCAGAUCCAGAAAACAAAGGCACAGAACUCUGUAUGGUCAGUGAACUAGAAGAUCUCAGUGCUUCCAUAGAUGUCCAGGAUGUGUACACCAAAGUGAAAUGUAAAAUAGAAAGUUUCAAUAUUGACCACUACAGAAGCAGCCUUGGGGAAGAGUGUUGGUCUCUGGGGCAAUGUGGAGGUGUCUUCCUUUCCUGUACUGACAAGCUGAACAGACGCACCUUGUUGGUUCGACCCAUCAGCAAGCAGGACCCUUUCAGUAAUUGCUCUGGCUUCUUUCCUUCUACAACUGCAAAACUUCUAGAUGGCUCUCAUCAGCAACAUGGAUUUCUCUCUUUGACAUAUACAAAAGCUGUAACAAAAAAUGUUCGCCACAAGUUAACAUCAAGAAAUGAGCGAAGAAGUUUUCAUAAGUUAUCUGAAGGUUUAACAGAUGGUUCCCCUCAUUUUCUUCAUGAAAUUCUUCUUUCAGCACAAGCUUUUGAUAUUGUCCUUUGUUUUCCUUUACUUAAUGCCAUUGCAAGUAUAUUUCAAGCAAAACUACCAAAGACCCAGAAAGAGAAAAGAAAAUCUCCUGGUCAGCCCAUGAGGACGCAUACACUGACUUCACGCAAUUUACCUUUGAUUUAUAUCAACACAAGCGUAAUCAGAAUUUUUGUUCCAAAAACAGAAGAAGUGCAGCCAAGUAUUGAAGUUAAUCAGGCAGCAAAGGAAGACACCAUGGUUCUGAAGAUUGGCUCUGUUGCUAUGGCUCCCCAGGCUGACAAUCCCCUUGGCAGAUCGGUCCUCAGGAAAGAUAUUUACCAGAGAGCCUUGAAUUUAGGAAUUCUUCGAGACCCUGGAUCAGAAAUUGAAGAUAGACAAUACCAAAUAGAUCUGCAGUCCAUCAAUAUUGGUACUGCACAGUGGGAUCAACUAAAACCAGAGAAGGAAAGUGGAACAGGAGGGGUGCUAACAGAGAAUGAAAGAAAUUCUCAGAAUCCAGCCCUUGAGUGGAAUAUGGCCAGCAGUAUACGACGGCAUCAAGAAAGAAGAGCAAUUUUGACUCCCAUUUUAACAGAUUUUUCUGUCCGAAUAACUGGAGCACCUGCCAUCAUUUUCACCAAAAUAAUUUCUCCAGAAAAUAUGCACACUGAGGAGAUUUUAGUGUGUGGCCAUUCCUUGGAAGUGAAUAUAACCACAAACCUGGACUUCUUCCUAAGUGUGGCUCAAGUUCAACUCUUACAUCAGUUAAUAGUAGCAAAUAUGACUGGACUGGCACCAUCAAGCAAAGCCACAGAGAUCUCGAAACAAGAACAGAAAAAAAUGGAUGCAUAUGAUGGAAGCAUGGCUGAGACCUCAUCUCGUUACAGUGGUGCUCAGGAUAGUGGAAUCGGCAGCGACAGUGUUAAAAUCAGAAUAGUGCAAAUAGAGCAGCACAGUGGUACCAGUCAGCAUCGCAUUGCGCGUCCCUCCCGCCAGUCAUCGAUUGUAAAAAAUCUAAAUUUUAUUCCUUUUGACAUAUUUAUCACUGCAAGUAGAAUCUCACUAAUGACCUAUUCCUGUACGGCCUUACCCAAAUCAAAAUCACAAGAACAAAAGGAUAAUGAAAAAACAGGCAAGAGUUCAUUAAAUCUCCCAGAAGUUGAUUCAGAUGUCACAAAGCCGAGCCAGGCGUGUAUUUCCAUGGUCACAGCAGAUGAUCUCUUAAGCAGCAACGUAUCUUUUCCUUCAGGGAAAAAAAUAGGGGUCAUCUCUCUUGAAAGUCUUCAUGCAUCCACAAGAUCAUCUGCUAGACAAGCACUUGGCGUCACUAUUGUUCGGCAGCCUGGACGGAGAGGAACCGGUGACUUGCAGCUAGAACCCUUUUUGUACUUUAUUGUAUCCCAGCCUUCUUUGCUUCUGAGUUGCCACCACAGAAAGCAGCGAGUGGAAGUAUCCAUUUUUGAUGCUGUGCUUAAAGGAGUAGCCUCUGAUUACAAAUGUACAGAUCCUGGGAAGACUCUGCCUGAAGCCCUUGAUUACUGCAUAGUUUGGCUGCAGACAGUGCCUGGAGAAAUAGACAGCAAAAGUGGUAUUCCACCUUCCCUUGUGACCCUGCAAAUUAAAGACUUCCUUAAUGGACCAGCAGACAUCCACUUGGAUAUAUCAAAGCCUUUGAAAGCAAACGUGAGUUUUACCAAGCUGGAUCAGAUAAACCACUUUUUAAAGAAGAUACAAAGUACACACUGCAAAGAAACUUCAGUCCUGUCCGACACCAUGCCGAAUAAGGAUGAGCUUCCAGCCUCCAGGUGUUACCGUGGAAAGUUGUCUAAACUUAAAGUUCAUGGUGAUGGAACACAGAAGAUUCCAUUUACAGAAAACGUGUGGAAAACUGUUUCCUGCUUUCAAAAAAUUUCUGUUCAUACAACUCAGCUUGUGGUCUCCAUGGAAACUGUCCCCCAUCCUAAUAAACCAUGCCUCUUAGCAUCUUUAUCAACCUUCAAUGGAAGCCUUAAUGUCAAAGCAACACAAAAAGUACCUGGUGUCAUUCUUGGGUCAUCGUUUGUACUCAGCGUAAAUGAUUUUCUCCUUAAAACAAGUCUCAAAGAAAGAAGUCGGGUUCUGAUAGGACCAUGCUGUGCUACUGCCAACCUGGAAGCUAAAUGGUGUAAACACAGUGGCAACCCAGGCCCAGAACAGUCCAUACCAAAAAUAUCCAUUGAUUUAAGAGGAGGCCUGCUCCAGGUUUUCUGGGGUCAAGAACAUUUGAAUUGCUUGGUUCUUCUACAUGAAUUACUCAAUGGACACCUUAAUGAGGAGAGAGCUUUUGAAGUGCAAGCUUCUGAAGCGGUACCACAAAUGCCAUCUCCUAAAGAAAAGAAUCAGAUGUUUAAAGGUGAACAAAGUUCAGAUGACCUACGGACAGGUCUAUUUCAAUAUAUACGGGAUGCUGAACCUUUGAAAAUGCCUGGUGUCUAUGAAGUCUUGUUUUACAAUGAAACCGAAGAUAGCCCAGGAAUGAUGUUGUGGAGGUACCCAGAACCGAGAGUGCUCACCCUUGUACGCAUCACUCCUGUGCCAUUCAACACCACAGAGGAUCCGGAUAUUAGCACGGCAGACCUUGGUGAUAUGCUACAGAUUCCUUGCAGUCUGGAAUACUGGGAUGAACUCCAGAAGGUUUUCAUUGCAUUUCGAGAAUUUAGUCUGUCUGAAAGCAAAGUUUGCGAACUGCAGUUGCCAGAUAUCAAUCUUGUGAAUGACCAGAAGAAACUGGUAUCCUCAGAUCUUUGGAGAAUUGUCUUGAACAGCAGCCAAAAUGGAGCUGAUGACCAGAGCUCUGCGAGUGAAUCUGGUUCCCAAAGCGCUUGUGAUCAACUUGUAACUCCAACAGCCCUGGCUGCCUGUACCAGAGUUGAUUCCUGUUUUACCCCAUGGUUUGUCCCAUCUCUUUGCAUUUCCUUCCAGUUUUCUCACCUGGAGUUCCAUCUUUGUCAUCACCUUGAUCAACUAGGCACAGCUCCACCACAAUACCUACAGCCAUUUGUUUCCGAUAAAAACGUGCCAACUGAACUAGAAUACAUGAUUAUUUCCUUCAGAGAACCACACAUAUAUCUGCGACAAUGGAACAAUAGUUCUGUCUGUCAGGAGAUCCAGUUCUCAGCUCAAGCUGACUGUAAACUUUUGGAGUGCAGAAACGUUACGAUGCAAAGCCUGGUGAAGCCCUUCAGCAUCUUUGGACAGGUUGCAGUUUCCAGCAGCGCAGCAGAAAAGCUGAUCGACUGCGCCAUUGUCAUUGACUCUGUAUUUGUAAGCUUCGGGCAACAUGUAGUUCACUCUCUAAACACUGCAGUACAAGCUUGGCAACAGAACAAAUGCCCUGAGGUAGAAGAGUUGGUCUUCAGCCAUUUUGUGAUCUGUAAUGACACACAGGAGACACUGCGGUUUGGCCAGGUGGACACUGAUGAAAAUAUUCUGCUGGCCAGUCUCCACAGUCACCAGUACAGCUGGCGCUCUCACAAAUCCCCACAGCUGUUACACAUCUGUAUUGAAGGUUGGGGCAAUUGGCGCUGGUCGGAGCCCUUCAGUGUGGACCACGCUGGGACUUUUAUUAGAACUAUUCAGUACAAGGGUCGAACUGCUUCGCUCAUCAUCAAGGUUCAGCAACUCAGCGGAGUGCAAAAACAGAUUAUCAUCUGUGGAAGACAGAUUAUCUGUAGUUACUUGUCUCAAAGUAUAGAACUAAAAGUUGUUCAGCAUUACAUUGGUCAAGACGGACAAGCUGUGGUUCGAGAACAUUUUGACUGCCUCACAGCCAAGCAGAAAUUGCCUUCAUACAUACUCGAAAACAGUGAACUGACCGAGUUGUGUGUGAGGGCCAAAGGAGAUGAAGACUGGUCGAGAGAUGUGUGCCUGGAAUCCAAGGCCCCUGAGUAUAGCGUUGUCAUUCAGGUGCCAUCUUCAAACAGUUCCAUUAUUUAUGUCUGGUGCACAGUUUUGACUUUAGAACCUAGUUCUCAAGUGCAACAGCGAAUGAUUGUGUUCAGCCCUCUUUUUAUCAUGAGGAGUCAUCUUCCAGACCCCAUUAUCAUACAUUUGGAGAAAAGGAGUCUGGGAUUGAGUGAAACACAAGUUAUUCCAGGAAAAGGACAGGAAAAACCACUGCAAAACAUAGAACCUGACCUUGUACAUCACCUAACAUUUCAAGCAAGAGAAGAAGAUGAUCCAUCACAUUGUGCCGUCCCCAUCUCAACAUCCCUCAUUAAGCAAAUAGCCACUAAGAUACACCCAGGAGGGACAGUUAAUCAGAUCCUCGACGAAUUCUAUGGGCCAGAAAAGUCCCUUCAACCCACGUGGCCCUAUAAUAAAAAGGAUUCUGACAGGAAUGAGCAGCUGAGCCAGUGGGACAGCCCGAUGCGAGUGAAGCUGUCAGCCUGGAAGCCGUAUGUGAGGACCUUGUUGAUAGAACUGCUACCCUGGGCCCUGCUUAUCAAUCAAUCCAAGUGGGACCUCUGGCUGUUUGAGGGAGAGAAGAUUAUUCUACAGGUUCCUGCUGGCAAAAUUAUUAUCCCUCCUAAUUUUCAGGAAGCUUUUCAAAUUGGAAUAUACUGGGCAAAUACAAACACUGUGCACAAGUCGGUAGCAAUUAAACUGGUCCAUAACCUGACAUCUCCAAAGUGGAAAGAUGGAGGUAAUGGUGAAGUUGUGUCAUUGGAUGAAGAAGGGUUUGUCGAUGCUGAAAUAACACUUGGCGCUUUCCCAGGGCAUCAGAAGUUAUGCCAGUUCUGCAUUUCCUCCAUGGUACGGCAAGGCAUACAAGUUAUUCAGAUUGAAGACAAGACUACAAUAAUCAAUAAUACCCCAUAUCAGAUAUUUUAUAAACCCCAGUUGUCUGUCUCCACACCCCAGUCUGGAAAGGAGUAUUUUCACAUUCCGGACGGUGCUACUUUCAGCCUUCACCCUGGUGGCGAGCAGCCUGCGGUGACGUUCAGCUCCCUUCCUUGCUGGGACUUAAGGCCUGACAUCAGUCAGUCAGCCCUGGAUGCAUCCCUGCUUCAGAAACAGAUCUUGCUGGCCUUUGCUCCUGCCGCAGCAGCCGACAGCUCCCAGUACUGGAGCCUGCCCGCCGUAGUUAGACAAGAGUUCCCCAGACAGAGUGUGGCAGUGCCCUUGGGGAGCUGUGGGGAAAAUGGAUUCUGUACCAGGGCUAUAGCACUGACCUAUCAAGAACACUUCGGAGUGACUUACUUAACCCUCUCAGAAGAUCCUAGUCCUCGAAUAAUCUUCCACAACAGAUGUCCAGUGACGAUACUUAUAAAGGAAAACAUUAAAGAUAUUCCAAAGUUUGAGGUUUAUUGCAGAAAAAUCCCUCCUGAGUGCUCAGUUCAUCAUGAGCUGUAUCAUCAGAUGUCCAGUUAUCCAGACUGCAAGACCAGAGACUUACUUCCAAGCCUCCUCUUGAGAGUAGAAUUGCUGGAGGAGAUGACCACUGAAUGGAGUGAUGCCAUCGACAUCAACAAUCAGGGAACCCAGGUUGUGUUCCUGACUGGCUUUGGCUGUGUAUACGUGGACACUGUCCAUCAGGGUGGCACCAUCUUCAUCAGUGUGGCCCCAGAAGGAAAAGCUGGACCCAUUUUAACUAACACCCGCAGAACUCCGGAGAAGAUUGUGGCCUUGCGAAUGGUCAUCACUCAGUUGAGUGUGGCCGUUUUGGAUGACCUCACCCACCACAGGGUAUCGUCCGAACUUCUGCGACUCACACUGGACAAUGUUUUUCUCCGGCUGGCCCCAGUGGCCGGUCACCUCCCUGGGGAAGAGGUGGCUGCAGCCCUGGUUCACCUUUACUGUGUGGAGGUCUGCUGCGGGGACCUGCAGCUGGACAACCAGCUGUACAACAAGUCCAAUUUCCACUUCGCCGUCUUGGUCUGCCAGGGGGAGAAAACGGAACCCAGCCCGUGUGCCAAAAUGCAGAGUCUCCUUGUGUCCAGCCACGAUUUGGAAGAAUACAGGAAGAAGUGUUUUAUCAAAUUCUGCGUCACCUUAGCAGAGGGCAAGAGCUGCUCCUUUGAUAUUAACGAGUUCAGUUUUGAAUUGAAACCUGCCCGGUUGUAUGUGGAAGAUACAUUUGUCUAUUACAUCAAAACCCUGUUUGAGACCUACCUUCCGAGCGGCGGCCCGGCCGCUCACGCCCUGCUCCUGGCGGGGGGCACACAGGGGUUGCCCCUGCAAGUCCGGCAGCACGCCAGGGCCCUGGUGCAUCCUGUGAGGUUACGGAAGCUGGUGAUACAGCCCGUGAACCUCCUCGUCAGCAUCCAUGCCUCCCUCAAGCUGUACAUCGCCUCGGACCACACUCCGCUCUCCUUCUCCGUGUUCGAAAGAGGCCCCAUCUUCACCACGGCCAGACAGCUGGUCCACGCUCUGGCCAUGCACUACGCCGCGGGAGCUCUCUUCAGGGCAGGCUGGGUGGUUGGAUCCCUGGAAAUCCUCGGCAGCCCGGCCAGCUUGGUGCGAAGCAUUGGGAAUGGCAUCGCCGACUUCUUCAGGCUUCCUUACGAGGGGCUGACCCGAGGUCCCGGAGCCUUUGUGAGCGGGGUUUCCAGAGGGACAACGUCAUUUGUGAAGCACAUUUCCAAAGGUACCCUCACCUCCAUCACCAACCUGGCCACGAGUCUGGCCCGCAACAUGGACCGGCUCUCGCUGGACGAGGAGCACUACAACCGGCAGGAGGAGUGGCGGCGGCAGCUCCCGGAGAGCCUGGGCGAGGGGCUGCGGCAGGGCCUGUCCCGGCUGGGCAUCAGCCUGCUCGGGGCAAUUGCUGGUAUAGUUGAUCAGCCAAUGCAGAACUUCCAGAAAACAUCUGAGGCUCAUGCUUCGGCAGGACACAAGGCCAAGGGUGUCAUCUCAGGUGUGGGGAAAGGAAUCAUGGGCGUAUUCACAAAGCCCAUCGGAGGGGCUGCUGAGCUCGUGUCACAGACUGGCUACGGUAUUUUACACGGAGCUGGGCUUUCUCAGCUUCCCAAACAGCGCUAUCAGCCAGGUGAUCUGCACGCUGACCAGGCUCCAAACAGCCACGCCAAAUAUGUCUGGAAAAUGCUUCAGUCUCUGGGCAGACCGGAAGUUCACAUGACCCUGGAUGUAGUUCUGGUGAGGGGCUCGGGCCAGGAGCACGAAGGGUGCUUGCUGCUGACAUCAGAAGUGCUCUUUGUGGUGAGUGUCAGCGAGGACACCCAGCAGCAGGCCUUCCCCGUCACAGAGAUCGACUGUGCACAGGACAGCAAGCAAAGCAACCUGCUCAUCGUGCAGCUCAAGCAGCCAAGAGUGGCCUGUGAUGUGGAGGUGGAUGGUACUCGAGAGAGACUGUCAGAGCAGCAGUAUAACAGACUUGUGGACUACAUCACAAAGACCUCUUGUCACCUGGCCCCCAGCUGUUCUUUUGUGCAGACACCAUGCCCCGUGGUGGCUGUGGAACCUCUACCCUCCACUGUGAAAACCUACCACUAUAUGGUCGACCCACCUUUUGCCCAAGUCUUCAUUAGUAAAUUCACCAUGGUGAAAAAUAAAGCCCUGAGGAAAGGGUUCCCUUGAGCCACCUCUGAGGCACUGAUUCCUGCUUGUGCAGUUUUUGAAAAAGCAAUCUAAUGAGCUCUAACAUCUAAUAUGGACGCAAAACCAACACUGUGCUAGAAUUAAUUUUCUAACACCUUCUAAAACUAAUUCAGAUUAUUCCUUUUCCCUAGAACUAAUAUACUUUAAAAUGCAGUGAUACAAAAAAGCCCUUUCUCCUAUUUGGGGACAACGAACAGAAUCCUAUUAUUAUGUCUUUAUAAUAGGAAAAGGAAUGCAUUAUCUACGUAUUUGUUACAUAUGUGUUAAAAAUUUGACUAUAAUUACGAUCUGGAAACCUCUAACAAAACGUGGUAAGGCCUUGGAAUGGAGACAGACUAAAACUUUAUCCCAGUUGCAUCCGUUUUUAGGCCGAGGUGUCUUUUGCCUAACACCCUUAUCUGCAAACGCUGCAAUUCUUGAAAUGAAAUCAAACGCUUAGGAUAUUAUUACUUUGUUAAAUGUGUUCCUUAAAUGUGAUGUUGUUUCUUUCAGUGAAAGCCCCCAUUUGUAUCCUUUCUUUAAACAGUACAUUUUAUCAAAGUUUACAAAACAUUCUCAUGACUGUCCAGGUACCUUUUGGAAAAAGUUUGUUUUACUAGGCAAGCUUAGAGAAUCUAUGUCUACAGAUAAAAAACAGACCCAAAGUGCUCAGGUGAGUUUCUUUAGUUCCAUAAGCAAAAUACUACUGGGGAACUCCCUCUGAUACUCUCUUGUGGCAGGACUCUUUGGCCCUGAUGUACUGCUAGAACCAAGAACCCCAACAUUAACCUUGACAAUGAACCUGUCCAAGUAAGUUUCUUUUGUUGACUUGACUUGAUCAAGCAUAAAGAUAUUCCCAGUAUUUGAUAUUCUUUUAUAUUUAAAGAUGGAGUUGGCUGGGUGACAGGUACCACCUUCAAAAAUUCAGUAAAUAUCUCAUACUCCAGAUUAAAACACAUUUUCACUCAUUACAUCCAAACUUGGGCCUACAACCUGAUACCUACAAUUGUGAGAGGUUAAGAAAAUUCAAAUGCCUUCUUUAACUUAAGCCUCACAUGUUAUUGGUCAUAAGAAGUCCCUGCAUAGUUGGACAAUUCCGGCUGAAUAUGAAAAAAAAUGGUUUCACCAUUACUUCGUUGUAUCAUAAUCAUUCAGGAAAGUGACAGUUUGGUCAAACUCAAGAGUAACUAUUUUUAAGAUGUAAAUAUGUACUUAGUCUUGUAUCUUUUAUGGUAAUUUUGCAUACUACUAAGAAUUGUUAUAUAAAAUUGUUUAAAAUAAAAGCAAUCCUUGAAUUACUGAUCACAAAUAGAUGUAUAUUGUCACCAGUUCUUAAAAAUGCAGGUUCUCACUAAUACCUGGUGAAGGAGGAAGGGGAGGUUAUUGCCGUUUAUGUUAUUGGGGCCCAAAAUUUUGCAUGAUUUAAAAAGAAAUAAUUUUUGUUAACCUAAUAAAAAGAACUAGUGAUUAAUUUA